Molecule: messenger RNA, 3703 nt
Organism: Austrofundulus limnaeus
Lineage: Eukaryota; Metazoa; Chordata; Actinopteri; Cyprinodontiformes; Rivulidae
Gene: pcif1
Product: phosphorylated CTD interacting factor 1
Cellular component (GO): nucleus
Molecular function (GO): RNA polymerase II C-terminal domain binding; mRNA (2'-O-methyladenosine-N6-)-methyltransferase activity
Source: RefSeq, a predicted model, not a curated record
UGGAUAAACUAUUGUAAAUCUGCUGAUGUCACCAACAGUUACUGAUGUAGACUAUCUAGUGACAGCACAGUGGACAAAACUUUUCAUUCAAACUGUAUUUAAAUUAACUAUUACAACGUAAAAACAAACUUGUAGCAAUCAUUUUAACAUUUAAUUUCUGAAGAUUAACUGAAGACUUGGUGUUUCAUGAUCCACAGUGGUGUCACAACAGGAACCAUGAGUAUAAAUAAAUUUGUCAUCAGUACUUCUUUUUGUACUUUUUUUGUUUUCGUUUUAUAUAGUGAAAUUUGAAAAGAUGAGUUGUCAACAACAGCACAAAGAUGUCAGAAUGUGAUGUAAUAUUUUUAUUGUAUGUCACUUUAGUUUAUACAAGUAAUCUUAUUAAAUUAUGUGUUCUCACUGUUGAGAAGCCUGUUUUAUAGAACAUUCAAAAUGCAAAUGUUGACUAAUCAUUAUAGUUCAUACUGCAGUUAAAUAUAGAUUAAAUUAAUAAAAUUAUUUAGAGAUUAAAGAUGUUUGUUUUAUUCCUCUUCAGUCCACAUAAACCACCACCAGCCUGUUUAAACCAUGUAAACACAACACACACAGUUUCAGUUCAAACAGGUUUGACCUCCCCAAUAUGGCGCCGGGAAGUGUACACGUCGGCACCGGAAGUGGAUUGGCCCGCCGCGCAUGCGCGAUAGCUGUGGCCGGAUCCCUGUAAAGAUGUCGGAGCAGGCGGGGAGGGAGCGGAGCGGAGGACCCGAGACGACAGCAGAGAACCCGUAACCGUCUGCUGUUCACCGGUCAAGGUUCAUGUGAUUCUGACGAGCAGCAGAAAUGUCCAAUAACAGCCAAGGACCUGUGAAGGGGGAGGCAGCCACACUGGGGUCUCCUUCUGGCUCCACCUCCUCCCAGGGACCACCCCUUUCUCCAUCCACUACCUCCAAAUCACCUGAGCUUCCAGAUGAGCUGGUCCAGGCUGGAUGGUCCAAAUGUUGGUCUCGGAGGGAGAACCGGCCGUACUACUUCAACAGAUUCACCAAUCAGAGCUUGUGGGAGGUGCCAGUGCUGGGUCAGCAUGAUGUCAUCUCCGACCCGUUGGGUCUGAACGCAGCUCCAGCAGAGGGGGCAGACGCUACUCUUGGAAAUGGUCAGAGGAAGAGGCGGAGCUCUGAGGAGCAGGGGGCGGGGCCUAACAGUUUCAAGCGUACAAAGGUGGAGCCGAGCACACCCAUCUCUCCCAGUACUCCUGGGGUCAAACCCUGGAGCUCCGCCCCUGAGGACAAACAGGCCCAGACGGCCACACCCCCAACCCCAACCCCAAGUCCAGCCCCCUCGCCGGCCCCCUACAGACCAGCUGUGAUCUACUGGGAUCUGGACGUACAGACCAACGCUGUGAUCAGAGAGAGACCCCCCACCAACCAUCUGCCCCCCCACCCUGAGAUCGAGCUGCAGAGGGCCCAGCUCGUCACCAAGCUGAGGCAGCAGUACCACGAGCUGUGCCACCAGAGAGAAGGUUGUCUCGCAUUAAGUACAAAGAGGAGGCCCGGAAGCUGCUGUUUAAAUACGCUGAAGCUGCCAAGAGAAUGAUUGACUCCAGAAAUGUGAGUCCAGAGAGCAGGAAGGUGGUGAAGUGGAACGCAGAGGACACCAUGAACUGGCUGCGCAGAGAUCACUCAGCCAGUAAGGAGGACUACAUGGAACGCCUGGAACACCUGAGGCAGCAGUGUGGACCUCAUGUUGCUGCUGUGGCUAAAGACUCUGUGGAGGGAAUCUGCUCCAAGAUCUACCAGCUGUCAGCUGAAUACAGCCGCCGCCUGCGACAGACACACCUGAGCCUGCUGCAGGACCCGCCCACAGAGGUGUGUGCGUCGCCGCCGCAGCCCCGCCUUGUUUACUGUUACCCUGUUCGUCUAACGAUGUCGACGCCUACCCUCCCCCGGGUGGAACUGCACUUUGAGAACGACAUGGCCUGUCUCCGCUUCAAAGGAGAGAUGGUGAAAGUCAACAGAGGACACUUCAGCAAGCUGGAGCUCCUGUACAGGUACAGCUGUAUAGACGAUCCUCGCUUCGAGAAGUUCCUGUCCAGAGUCUGGUGCCUUCUGAAGAGAUACCAGGUGAUGUUUGGCAGCAGCGCUAAUGAAGGGACAGGCCUGCAGGGGGCGCUGCCGGUGUCUGUGUUCGAGGCGCUCAAUCGUCAGUUCGGUGUUACCUUCGAGUGUUUCGCCUCACCGCUCAACUGCUACUUCAAGCAGUUCUGCUCCGCCUUCCCUGACAUCGACAGCUUCUUCGGUUCCAGAGGGCCCUUCCUGUCCUUCAGUCCAGUCAGUGGCUCGUUUGAAGCAAACCCUCCGUUCUGUGAGGAGCUGAUGGACGCCAUGGUCACGCACUUUGAGGACCUGUUGGACCAGUCCUCUGAGCCUCUGUCCUUCAUCGUUUUUGUCCCUGAGUGGCGCGACCCGGUGACUCCAGCUCUGACCCGCAUGGAGGGAAGUCGGUUUCUGCGACACCAGCUGAACAUCCCCGCCUACGAGCACGAGUACCGCUCUGGCAGUCAGCACGUCUGUAAGAGGGAGGACAUGUACUACCGGGCAGUACACGGAACCGCAGUACUCUUCCUGCAGAACCAGGCAGGAUUCACAAAGUGGGCUCCGACACCAGAGCGCCUGGCUGAGCUGACCGCAGCGUACCGCCCGUCUUUGUCCCGCACCUCGUCCCUGUCGUCCCCUGGCCCCGCCCACACAGCUACUGGAGAGAGAGACUCCGCCCCCAAGCCUUCUGAAAGGACACAGAGCGGCGUGACGUCGUCUGACAAUAACAACAACAAUGGCAGCGACAGUGGCAGCCCUCAGGACAAGCUGUCUGCUGUGUAGAGGGGCGGGGCUUGCUCUGACCACGCCCACAUGUGUAUAUAUAUAUAUAUAUAUGUGUGUGUUUUUCAACAUCACAGCACCUGUAGCACCUCAUACCUGCCACAGACUGGGGGCGGGGCCUCAUUUAAUGUUCACCACGUCUUUUUAAUGUGUCGACUGUUUGGACUGGUUUAAGAUCUACAGGUGUGUCAGCUGUUGCUAAGCAACAAGUCAGCAGGAAGCAGUCGCAGCUCCAGCAAGAAAAACUCACCUGUGAUGUCAGGUGACUCUGAGCAGGGCUCUGAUUGGUCCCCACACCCACGCAGCUUGGUGAUUGUUUGACAAGGCAGCUAUCUGUUUUUAUAGGUCCCGCCUCUAGUCCCGCCUCCUCUGCAGGAAGGAGAGGGUGGAGUCAGAGCUGGAAUCAGACUGGUGAGAGGGUGGAGCCACGAAUGGGGGCGUGGCUUCAGGUGCAGCCCUGCUUUGCUUCUGGGCUGAACAUUAUUAUUGUUUUAGUUUAAUUUUUCCUGUGUGAAGUGGCCACGCAGAGCUAAAGUUUAAAUGUUUACAUUCUUGUGUUUCUGCUGGUUUGAGGAGCACCUGGCCCACCUGGUCAGGUAGAAUACACGUUUUUAAAACACAUCUUUUAAAGGCCUAGAAAUCAAUCUCUCAUUUGUGUAAAGAUAAAGCCCCAACGCUGUGCACAGAGGAAAUCAUUUUUCAUCACAAACAUCAGUCCUGCAGACAGACGACCUCCAGGAGAUCAAUGCUGAGUCAGCAGGAAGUGACUUUGAGUUGUUCAGAUUCAAUCUGAGUUCAGAAAUUUAAAAUAUCGGUUUGAGAAUAAAUAUAACUGAAUCAAAACUGAA